CAUGCGCAGAGAAUUCGGCGCGCGAAAGCUACAGCAGGAAGUGAGAGCAGCGGAACACAAACGGCGGCCAGUUUCGGAUCUGAACCGCUCGCUUUAACUUCCAUAAUCUGUUAACAUCUGCUUUAUUAUGGCAGACCCGAAGGACCAGGAAGACCAUGAAACCACUGCAGACACUGCCGAGGACACUAAUCAUGAUCCCCACUUUGAGCCCAUUGUGUCUCUUCCGGAGCAGGACGUUAAAACAUUAGAGGAGGAUGAAGAGGUGCUCUUUAAAAUGCGGGCCAAAUUAUACCGUUUUGCCUCUGAGAAUGAUCCUCCAGAGUGGAAGGAGAGGGGCACAGGCGACGUGAAGCUGCUGAAGCACAAAGAGAAGGGCUCCAUCCGUCUCCUGAUGAGGAGGGACCGAACUUUGAAGAUUUGUGCCAAUCAUCAGAUCAGCCCUCUGAUGGAGCUGAAGCCCAACGCCGGCAGUGACAGAGCGUGGGUGUGGAACACACUAGCAGAUUAUGCUGACGAAUGUCCCAAACCAGAGCUCCUGGCGAUACGCUUUUUAAACGCAGAAAAUGCUCAGAAGUUCAAGGCGAAGUUUGAUGAGUGCAAAGAGGAGGUCAAAAAACUAGAAGGAUCAGGCAACACUGAUAGUGCAAACAAGGUGGCAGAGAAGCUGGAGGAGCUCUCAGUAAAAGAUAAGGCAUCUGAGGGAAAGAAGGAAGAGGACAAAAAAGAAACUGAGAAGAAUGAAGACGAGAAGAAGGAGGUGAAAGCUGGGGAGAAGAAUUAAAAACCAAGAACUUGCUUUGCUGAUCUUCAGUUUUUUUUUCCAGUUUUUUCCUCUUUUUCUACAAUAGACUCUUAUGAACUGAAUUUGGACUCUUGCAUAUUAGGUUUUUUUUAUCUGUUUUGCCUCAAGAUCACAAGUCCUUUAAGCCACUGGAGAAAAUGAGAUACAGCCAGUUUCUAACAAAUAUAUUUUUUUUCUCUGACCCCGUUCCCACUUUGCUCAGUGGAAGCUCACACUUACCAUCUUUACUUUUAAGAGUUCAACAUUACUAUCGCCAAACUGUGAAAAGAGGCUUGUGGUAGCAAUGAUUCCCACAUUGGGGUAUUUUUUUUUUUGUUCUUCUAAAGCAGAGUUCAUUUGUAGGGUGAGAGGAUAAUGUAGCCUGCUCAUUAGCAGCACCGGGUCAGGAACCAGGCUUUAUGGAGGUGCAUUGUGAAGGUGAAACCCACUGAUGACUCUAUUGGCCUGGGUGUCCUGUCCACGCUUCCACUAAUAGAUCACAAGGUGAAGACUUCUUUGAAGAGAUCAGGUUUCCUCUUUGUUCAGUUCAGCUGACUAAAGUAGGAAUUCACUGGACAGCUGGGGAGCGUCCGAUUGCAGCGGGUAAUGGGUUAACGACUGAUAACAUGCACUUAGUUAAGAUUCUCAUUUUUUUUUUUUUAGACUUCAAAACUAUUAAGUCCAAAGUAAAAACGGUUUAUUAAUUUGUGCAGCUCUUUUCUCACUCGUGUUCCUGGUCAGGAGAUGACGUUUGUAUGUUCUAGCUCAUAACAUUCCCAGACUUUAAAGCAUGUAAAGUGUAUGUAACGGAGUGUGCCCCAUCUGAUCCGUGUGCUCAUCACCCACUUCUUUUCUUUCCACCGAAUAAGUUCCCAACCCUGACUCUUCAGUGCAUCCAAGUGCCAGUGCAUCUGUAAAUACAUGUAUAUGGAUGAAAUGUUGCUCUUCGUUUGCACUCAGAUGAUCUGAAAUGUUUCCUCCAACUCCAAAUAAAAGCUGGUAAAGAUCA
Fundulus heteroclitus (mummichog) is the source of this 1790-nucleotide messenger RNA. It is a transcript of the gene ranbp1, whose product is annotated as RAN binding protein 1. Gene Ontology annotation, biological process: positive regulation of mitotic centrosome separation; nucleocytoplasmic transport. Gene Ontology annotation, molecular function: GTPase activator activity. NCBI's taxonomy places the organism in Eukaryota, Metazoa, Chordata, Actinopteri, Cyprinodontiformes, Fundulidae. The coding region runs from base 128 to 781 and encodes 217 amino acids. Gene Ontology annotation, cellular component: cytoplasm; nuclear pore; centrosome. The transcript has 6 exons. The record is from RefSeq and is a predicted model, not a curated record.